AUGGAAGAUGGUUCUCUUUUCUAUGGCUUUAAAAACAUUUUUAUUACCAUGUUUGCUACUUUUCUUUUCUUCAAGCUUUUAAUUAAAGUUUUUUUGGCUCUCCUAACCCAUUUCUAUGUCGUCAAAGGAAAUAGAAAAGAAGCAGCUAGGAUAGCUGAAGAAAUCUAUGGUGGAAUACCAGACUGCUGGGCUGAUCGAUCCCCACUUCAUGAAGCUGCAGCCCAGGGGCGCUUACUGGCCCUUAAAACGUUAAUUGCACAGGGUGUCAAUGUGAACCUCGUGACAAUUAACCGGGUUUCUUCCCUCCAUGAGGCGUGCCUUGGAGGGCACGUUGCCUGUGCUAAAGCCUUAUUGGAAAAUGGUGCAAAGGUCAAUGCAGUGACGGUUCAUGGAGCUACACCCCUUUUCAGUGCUUGCUGUAGUGGCAGUGCUGCAUGUGUCAACUUGCUGCUGGAGUUCGGAGCCAAGGCCCAGCUAGAAGUGCACCUGGCUUCCCCCAUCCAUGAGGCAGUAAAGAGAGGUCAUAGAGAGUGCAUGGAGAUUCUGCUGGCGAAUAACGUGAAUAUUGAUCAGGAAGUGCCUCAGCUUGGAACUCCCUUGUAUGUGGCCUGCACCCACCAAAGGGUAGAUUGUGUGAAGAAACUUCUAGAAUUAGGAGCCAGUGUUGACCAUGGCCAAUGGCUGGACACCCCUCUCCAUGCUGCAGCGAAGCAGUCCAGUGUGGAAGUCAUCCACCUGCUGAUAGACUAUGGGGCUAACCUGAAGUGCAGAAAUGCUCAGGGAAAAAGUGCACUUGAUCUGGCGGCCCCGAAAAGCAGAGUGGAGCAGGCGCUCCUGCUCUGGGAAGGCCCACCUGCUCUUUCCCAGCUCUGUCGCCUGUGUAUCCGAAAGUGCUUGGGUCGAGCGUGUCAUCAAAGAAUCCACAAGCUACAUCUACCGGAGCCACUGCAAAGAUUCCUCCUCUACCAGUAGUCCCAACUCUCUAUGGAAGGUCUUGGAAAUAAUCAGGUAGUUGCCUGCUGUACGCAGGGUACUUAGUGUAGAUGCCCAACAGCUAACCUCUCAGUGUCUUCAAAUGAUUUAAGCCAGUUAGAGUAAGUCCCUGAUCAAUCAGAAACACGUAGGGAGUGGAAGCUCGUGGUUAGUUUAAUGUUCUCAUUAACCAAGGGGCAAUCAGACACCUUUCAUUUUUAACACUUGUUGUAGAAACUUUUAAAAAACUAUAAAGUAGAGUGAAAAUAGUAAGCUAUUUUUAAAGUCUCAUUAUCUUCAAUUAUCUAAGGGUCAACAUUCUGAAUAUCAUAUAGAUACAUGUAAAUCAGGUUGAAUAAGAUUGUGAUGAAUGUGAAUAUUAUAAAAUGUGUUCCUCUUGAUUUAGUUCCUCCCUCUUUUCCCCUUUCUUUCCUUCUAUGAAUAAAU
Messenger RNA from Eptesicus fuscus (big brown bat), 1419 nucleotides. RefSeq names its product ankyrin repeat and SOCS box containing 11 (gene ASB11). The transcript has 7 exons. The record is from RefSeq and is a predicted model, not a curated record. Gene Ontology annotation, molecular function: protein binding. NCBI's taxonomy places the organism in Eukaryota, Metazoa, Chordata, Mammalia, Chiroptera, Vespertilionidae. Bases 1 to 972 code for a protein of 323 amino acids. Gene Ontology annotation, biological process: intracellular signal transduction; positive regulation of protein catabolic process; protein ubiquitination.